Molecule: messenger RNA, 1743 nt
Organism: Exophiala bonariae
Lineage: Eukaryota; Fungi; Ascomycota; Eurotiomycetes; Chaetothyriales; Herpotrichiellaceae
Exons: 1
Coding region: 1-1743 (580 amino acids)
Source: RefSeq, a predicted model, not a curated record
AUGGAUAACUUUGCAUGCGAACUUCUCGUACACAUUACAGCACCUAGCAAUGUUAAAGACGACAGAAGAUAUGCGACUAUCGCACAAUCCGUCCUCGAUUUCCAACCCAUCACAAGAACCAAGGUAACCAGCCAGAAGUCUCCUUUACCUUCUCAAUCCUCCAAUGCUACCGACAAGAUCGACGACGUUAGCAGGCAAGAUCCGUCGUUUAGUACUGACGAUGCCUCUUCCACAUGGAUACAAGCCCACGAUGACGCGGUAGCACUUCUUGAACAGCAUAGACAGCCUAAUCCUCUGACUUCCAUUGAUCCGUCUAAUUCCAAGAUCCUUGUCGAUAGCUCAUUCUCUGAAAGAGAACACCACCGAGGUCCGUCCAGUCCACCGCGGCCUCGCACAGCACCAGAGAAUGCAUCACCAUCUUUCGAGGUUGGUUUGUCCUUGAACCGCCCAAACCGUAGGAGAGCCCAUUCUGAGUCGUCGUCCACCCAUUCGUUUUCCACAGUUCCAAACUCAUUCGCUACUCCACAAAAUCCUGAACUACAUUUUGGAUCGAAUGAGCGCGGUGCCGAUGCAAUCAGAACCUCUACAGAGGAAUACACGACAUCACGGUGUCAGCCAAAACGAAAGAGACAGCGCGUUGACGAAAACCUGGACGCUCAUAGUGGUUUACUGCCCGUUGAGGCCGUACAGGACAAGAUUCGAGCACCCGCCAGUGGCCCAAAGACCCCCGAACAGGCACACUCGACCAAGAAGACGGUCUCCACGCAGAAUGAAUCAGGAUCAGUUUCAUCCACAUUAUCUCCCUCUCAGCCUUUGAAGCUCGGUGAAGUUGAGCAUGUGACGAUAUCGCCCCAAAUCCCCACGGUUGAUUUGACUACACCACUUCGCCAAGGAGGAGACUAUCAAGACAUGAAUGCGGAGGACUCGAGCAUCUCAACCAAAAUGGUAAUUGAAGAAGACGGAUUAGUUGACCAAAAUGUCGGUCAGAAUGAUGCAGAGCCAGAGCAUAUUUGCAGACUACGAGAGCUUGAAGAUGAGAUUAACGCUCCGGAUCCUCCGGGAGGCCAGCACCAUUUCACUACACACAUCACGAAGACAUAUGAGCGUCUCUCACAGCGGAUACCAAUGUCCAAGGUCUUCCGACCAGUUCAUGUGUCGAGAGAUGUCCGGGUGCUGGAGCGGGGUUAUUGGCUGUUCUGUGUUCGGGUCGGUACAGACGACACAGUCGCCCUUUCGAGAAGAUCACUCAGCCAAGAAGAAAGACUUGUCAAAUUAUGCCACGACCUUCAAGCGCCGACGGUAGAGCAGAGACUGACCAAAUUUAACAACAAUGGAGGAGCUCUGGAGGACGAGGUCCACAGGAACAAUACUUCUGACGCCCCAUUAUGGACCGAGACCGAGUUCACCACGUUCUGGGAGAACAUGAGCCAAUUCAUCCGUGAAGGUAAGGCCGGCUGGGGCAGCCGGCUGGUCAAAAAGGAGAAGGCCAAUUGCUCGUGGGAGAUCACGUUCUUUUGCUGGGGAGAGGUUCUAAGUCAUACAUGGCUAGCGCUCUGGAUCAUCUCGGAUAAAUUGAUCGACCGAGCCCCUAUGACGUGGAUUUCUGGCGAUGGGAUGGCAGUGGUGAAAAUGUUGACGAAGACGAAGAAGAUGAAGAAGGGGCAGGAGGACUUCGAACGGAAGGGCUUCUGGGUGAAGAAGGCGGAUGGGGAGUUUGGGUGCUGGGGACUGAGUGAAGAAUGA